Molecule: messenger RNA, 2617 nt
Organism: Diabrotica balteata
Lineage: Eukaryota; Metazoa; Arthropoda; Insecta; Coleoptera; Chrysomelidae
Source: the annotation of a GenBank genome assembly
AAAUCGAAUCGAGAUACGAUACGAGUGGAACGGUUAUACGCAGUAUACUCAUAUAUCCAAUUGUUUAUUUAUUACGACUUGAUCUGUUGUUUAGAAGUGACGUUUGUUGGUUAUAUCGACACCGAAAAGACUCUUGAAUCGGAUUUCGGAGGAAUAUGAAUUUAUCUUUUGCCGGUUGUGGUUUCUUGGGUAUCUACCAUGUCGGAGUUGCCUGUUGUUUUCGAAAAUAUGCGCCCCAUUUACUAUUGGACAAGAUUUCGGGGGCAUCAGCGGGAGCAAUUGCUGCAUGCUGUUUGAUCUGUGAUCUUCCUAUUGGUGAUAUGACCAGUGAUGUUCUCCGAGUAUGUACGGAAGCCCGAAGCAGGUCUCUAGGUGCCUUCUCUCCUUCGUUUAAUAUUCACAAAUUAAUGUUAGAAAAUUUAGAAAAAUUUUUACCAGAAGAUGCUCAUAUUAGAUGUAGUGGAAAACUUCACGUAUCCCUUACUAGAGUCCAUGACGGAAAGAAUGUUGUGGUUUCACAAUUCGACAGCAGAGAAGAGUUAAUCCAAAUUCUGCUUGCAUCAGCCUUCAUUCCAUUCUUUUCUGGAUUAAUUCCUCCAAAAUUCAAAGGCGUACGUUAUAUGGACGGAGGUUACAGCGACAAUUUACCUACUUUAGACGAAAAUACCAUUACAGUUAGUCCAUUCUGCGGUGAAAGUGACAUUUGCCCACGAGAUGAUAGCUCACAACUAUUCCAUAUAAACAUCGCCAAUACAAGUAUAGAACUCUCAAAGCACAAUAUGUAUAGAAUAGUGCGUAUACUGUUUCCGCCAAAACCCGAAAUUUUGUCGAAUAUGUGCAAACAAGGAUUCGACGAUGCGCUUAGAUUUCUACAUAGGAACAAUUUGAUUAAUUGCACCAGGUGCUUGGCUGUGCAAUCUACAUUUGUUGUCUCAGAAACUUUAGACGAGGAAUUGGAAUACGACCCACAGUGUAAAGAAUGUAAACUGCAUAGGCAAGAAGCACUUGUAUCUAAUGUACCUGAAUCUGUCCUAAGCAAAUUUCAAGAAGCCGUCGACAAAGCCAAUAAUGGUCUUCUAAAUUGGUUGUUCAAGCACAGGGGCAUGAAAUUGUUGUCUGUGCUUACGUUACCUUACACCUUACCUGCUGAUGUGAUGUACGCUACUUUUACAAAGUUUCAAAUAUUUCCGAUGAAACCUGGUCGGUCGAUGGCAUUUUAUCGAGAUUUCGCCCAAUUUGACUUUCAGAGUUUUAUGGGCAAAAUAUAUGACAAUAAAUCGUAUCAAUUUGAAUUACUGGGAAAUGCCAUUUUAACUUCACCUUCAUUUGCAUGCCACCAACACAUUUUUAGAGAAAAAAGAUUUAUGGUAGCAGCCCCACAACUUGGAAACGGAGCAUGGGAAUUGAGCAAAGUUUUCAUUGAUAAAAUGACGUUCCUGCUGAAGAAAAUCAAUAGGAAACGACAACAACUUAGCGCCAAAAUUACUUGCCAAUUAGCGAUUACAGAAUACGAUAAAUUCGACGUGGAAUCAUGCCAGGAUGUACAAAAUGGAAAUAAAAUGAACCUUAACUUCACUUUAAAAUUAGAGGAUAGAGACUUACCAUUAAACCAAAGCCCAGUACGAAAGUUCAACACAAAGGAAAUUCUCCAACGGAAACCGAGUUUUACUGUAAAUAGGACUGAAUCCAUGGACAACGAUACAUUUGACCACAUCCUACAAGUCACAUCACAGCAUGAUACUAUAAUGGCUUAUUAUUAUUUGGACGAAAAUAAUAAAGUUAAAGUCACUGAAAUUUUUGACGUAACAGAUAGUGAUUCUCCAAUUGUUCAGACUUCUGAAGAAAGAAGUGCAAAUACAAAUUUGGAAUUCGACGACGACUGGACAAAUCAAGACCAAUGGCAACCAAAUGAUGAAAAUAUUGCUCAGUUUGAACUAGAAGACAUACUUGACAGAGAACCAAUCUUUUCUGACCCCGAAAGCGAAUGGACGGGUACGUUUAAAAUCGAAGAACCCGAGGAUGAAGAUGAACAAUAUCCUACUAACGAUACUCUCCCAGAAUCUGAUCGAAGAGGUAGCCGAGAAGUCAUCAAUCAGUGGAACAAAAAAGAAUAUAAAAUCCCAUCGAUGGUCUACGAAGAUGACACAUAGAUAUAUUGGCAUCUACGUUUAGGAUGAUAGUUUUUUAAGAUAUUUUUAAAUUAUAUAGAAUAGGUAAAGUAGUAAACAGCGGACCAUAAAAAUAUAAAAGAUUUAGGGUUUUCAUCAUUUACCGAAAAAAUAUUGUAUUGUAUUUAGCUCCCGUUUAAACCGCUUGUUGUGAUUUAAAAACAAUAUCAUAGUGGUUAUUCUCAAAGCAGGACCCAUCGGUUUUUAUCUGAACAGACGUUGUUCUAUAGAUGUAUUUAUUUAUCGAAUUUCCAAUGUUCUCAUUCCAUAUGUUCCUAGCACAAUACAUUUAUGUUAAUGUUACACUUCAAAAACUAUCAAAACUAGGUUCCAAAAUGGCUCCUGUGUUUCUAUUUCAGAUUGUUACCAAAAAUUGGCCAGAUAUUAUAAUAUUUUUUCUAUGAAUUCCCUCACAGUAUAGUUAAGAUUUUUUAUAUUAUAUAAAAACU